AUGAAGACCACAGCUACCGCGGCCAUGGAGACACUGCUGAAUGUACCACCGCUCGACCUGAUAAUUCAGGCUAGAGCCUUCGCCACGGCGGAUCGGUUGGUGCAAAAUGGCUUGUGGACUUCUAACUUCCGGGCAGGGCAUGGGAAAAUAUGUGGCGUGGUAGAAAGCCCAGUUUUCGGUAUGCCCAGAGACCGGAUGACACCGGUGAUUGACUUCACGAAGCGAUUCGACGCUACCUUCUUAGGCAGAGCAGACUGGCUUAACGGCUGGCCUACUGGCCUAUCAAGGGGAAGUAAAGUCAGAUUCACUGACGGUUCGAAAACUCCAAAUGGAACAGGAGCUGGAGUGAAAUACGCAGAGGGUGGCCAGUUUACCAAGGACAUUAGAAUUGACGGAAAAGUUGUCAUCGUAACGGGCUGCAAUUCUGAUGGAAUUGGCAAGGAGACAGCUCUCGAAUUGGCUAAAAGAGGAGCACGAGUUUAUAUGGCAUGCCGAAAUUUCAUUAAAUGUGAAGUGGCACGCCGUGAAAUUAUUGAACUGAGCAGAAAUAAGAAUGUGUUUAAUUUAGGUUUGGACUUAACUUCGAUUGAAUCUAUUAAAACGUUUGUGAAAGAGUUCGAAAGCAAAGAGCAAUCGUUGGACAUUUUGAUCAACAAUGCUGGUGUGUACGGACUUUCGAAAAGACUUACAGUGGACGGUCAUGAAAUUACGUUCGCAUCCAACUAUCUGGGACACUUUCUUUUAACAAAUUUACUUUUGGAAAAACUUAGGGCAUCGGCACCCAGUCGAAUAGUCAAUGUAUCCAGUUUUGUUCACAAAUAUGGCAUAAUAAAUAAAAACGAUUUGCAAGGGGAGAAGGUAUUUACCGAAGCAGCAGCUUAUUGCAACAGCAAACUUGCGAAUAUAUUGUUCACUCGUGAAAUGGCGAAACGAUUAGCAGGUACCGGCGUCACGUGCAAUUCACUUCACCCAGGCGUCAUUCGAACAGAAAUUGGAAGAAACAGUCCAUUAUUCUUCAAUUUUAUGUUCAUAUUUGGAUUUUUGAUUUAUAAAACUGUUAAAUCGGGAGCACAAACUACUUUAGCCUGUGCAAUUGAUCCGGAAUUUAUCGAUGUAACCGGGAAGUAUUUCUGUGAUUGUAGCAUUGCAGAAGAGAGCAAAAUAGCACAGGACGAUGAAAUUUCCGAGUGGUUGUGGAGAACAAGUGAAAAGCUUACUGGGAUGGCCGAUUAAAUGAAAAUUCAAAGAUCUAACAAUACAGUCAGAGGCAGGGAAAAUUAAGCAUGAUUUUGCUUCAGCUGUUUUUCAGCUGAUUCACAGGUACAUGUCGUUG
Messenger RNA from Bradysia coprophila, 1333 nucleotides. RefSeq names its product retinol dehydrogenase 12-like. The record is from RefSeq and is a predicted model, not a curated record. NCBI's taxonomy places the organism in Eukaryota, Metazoa, Arthropoda, Insecta, Diptera, Sciaridae.